Mauremys mutica (yellowpond turtle) is the source of this 1618-nucleotide messenger RNA. It is a transcript of the gene TMEM242, whose product is annotated as transmembrane protein 242. Lineage: Eukaryota; Metazoa; Chordata; Testudines; Geoemydidae. The record is from RefSeq and is a predicted model, not a curated record. Bases 26 to 499 code for a protein of 157 amino acids. The transcript has 4 exons.
AGGAGCCUGGCUCGCAAACCCGAGCAUGGUGCCGGCUGCUGGCGCGGGGGACCCUGAGGGCAUCGCUGCUCCCGCUGAGGGGAACCCCGGGCUGGGAGCGCCCGUGGCACGGCCGGGCCGUCACCCUGCAGCAGCCCAGGACAAGUUCUUCUUCAUCAAAGGUGGAAUUUUUCUAGGUACUGUUGCUACUGCAGGAAUGAUCGCUGGUUUUGGUACAACACUUGCUAUGGCUAAAAAGAAAAACCCCAACUGGUUCAAUAAGGGUAUUACUGCCACAGCUGCAUUACCAGAGAAUGGUUCAUCGCUGGCCUUACGAGCCUUGGGGUGGGGUUCGCUGUAUGCCUGGUGUGGAGUUGGGCUGAUCAGUUUUGCCAUCUGGAAGGCUUUGGGAGUUCACAGUAUGAAAGAAUUUCGUAAUAAAAUGCAAUCAAUAUUUCCAGCAAUUCCUAAAAGUGCAGAGCACUCAGUCGAAUGGGAAGACUUACUGAAAUCCAAAUGAAAGGAGCAGAAAGGCUUCAGAAUUGUAUACUUCAGUGGGAAAAACUGCAGAACUUGUGGGAAAAGUCCAUCUAAAAAAAUAAGAAAAUCAGACUGAUUUGAACGCAUGGAAAUGAGCAAAUUUAGUGACUGUUUGCUGAACAUGGGGACGGCAGUUAUUAUUUUAACAGCAAGAGAACUGUUAUGUUUUUGCUGUUACUUUUUCAGCAUUGUCAUUAGAGUUGAAUUAUGGAGAAAAGAACCUUAUGGGAUACCUUGAAAGAAGAAUAUAACUGUAUGAGAACGUGUUUCAGUAAAACAAAAAUCAAACAAGAAACUGAUCUUGAGUGGAUAUUUACAAUAAAAUACAGUUGCAAACUCUUACCCUCUCUUGCUUCUUGGAUAAAAUUCUAGGUUGUUUGGAAAAUAAGGAACAACAGUAAUUUCAUUGACAUUUACCUGUCUUAUUAGGAAUAAAGGGGGCUGAGUCCAUCACAUCAGAUCAGUUAAUCUAGUCUGUAGCAAAGGCAUGUAAUGGGUUACCUCAGUUCCUGAGGAUAGAGGAGAUACCUGAACAAUACCUACGGAGGGAGGGCUGAACACAUCCAGCAUACCAAGGAUAUACAGGAAAUACCUAUCUGGUGUUCUUUAUAAAGUGAAGGAUGUUUUCUCUAUAAAAAACAUUUUUUUGAUCAAUUGUCUAUUUUUUUAUUGGGACUCUGUAACAACGGGUCUGAUAGCUUGCACGAGAACCUGUAAUGAAAAUGAAGAUGCUAUAAAACAGUGCGACAUCCGGUCUGCCCUAUACCACAAACACUUUUCAGCUAAGAAGCCAUGUGGGCAGGUAUAGCUUUUAGUAUCUGUGUGGUUCCUAUGGCUCUGCUACCUGGUGAGUCCUAAGUAAUGUGUCAUUUUUCAUGCUGAAAUGAUCUCAUUGUGUGGGUGUAAGCUAAGAAAGAAAAAUGUCUAAUUCAAAUGUAUUUGCAGAACUGUAGAUCUAAAACAGUUGUAAAAAAUAUUUUUAAUAUGUAAAUUCUUCCAGUGAAACAAUCUCCCCAAUCAGUUAUCAGAUUUCUUGUAUUAAUUGCUCACGGUCCAAUUAGCCAGCCAUCAGGUUUAAUAAAGUGCUGUUGAAGUGUAA